Molecule: messenger RNA, 446 nt
Organism: Rangifer tarandus platyrhynchus (Svalbard reindeer)
Lineage: Eukaryota; Metazoa; Chordata; Mammalia; Artiodactyla; Cervidae
Source: the annotation of a GenBank genome assembly
AGCGAAAGCGGUCUGUGGCCAAGCGGUGCCCUGUGAAGCGCGUGCGCUGCGCUGUGAGCACGCCCCGCGAUCCGGAGCGUGAAUUUACAAAGCGCGGGCCGGAGCGAGAGGCCGCGGGCGAGAGAGCCUGCCCACCACCAGCCUGGCUCGUUUGCUGGGCUGCCCUGGCCUGGAGCACCUGCCAGACCCUCCUCGUUUGGUCCAAACAAGGAUACAAGGAGGGUGGCACCCCACUCCCUCCAAAGCCCUGCCCUUUCUGGGAGCCCGCCCUCAGGGCCUGGAGGAGGGUCCUGUCCAACUGGUCCAGUGUGGACCUGCGGGCAGCGCCACUGCGUGGUGACAGCCGGGCGCACAGGGCCCCUGGGCCACGUGCAGCCGCCCAGGGCUUCCAGGAGCCCACGUGCAAACGCCAGGACAGACAUCUGACAUACCGAUGCACCACCUAA